Messenger RNA from Mandrillus leucophaeus (drill), 1951 nucleotides. It is a transcript of the gene FBXW4, whose product is annotated as F-box and WD repeat domain containing 4. Gene Ontology annotation, molecular function: protein binding. Gene Ontology annotation, cellular component: SCF ubiquitin ligase complex. The transcript has 9 exons. The coding region runs from base 348 to 1325 and encodes 325 amino acids. The record is from RefSeq and is a predicted model, not a curated record. NCBI's taxonomy places the organism in Eukaryota, Metazoa, Chordata, Mammalia, Primates, Cercopithecidae. Gene Ontology annotation, biological process: SCF-dependent proteasomal ubiquitin-dependent protein catabolic process.
GCUUCCAGGCCUGUGUGAGAACCUAAGCUUUGGACUGUCAACUUCUAGGGUUGCAGAUUCGUUGGGCCUUCACAUGUGGCCCGUGAAAAGGAGGCAUCACUGGAGGAAGAGGAGGGCUCCUAGAGGGGGAAGGCCACCCAACUACGGGCUUCUUGAGGACAGGUGCUCCAACUGGCCGCUUCCUGAGGGCAGCGAGUCCUCUUGUGGCCUUAGGCAGGGCCCUGAAACCGGCCUCACGUGUUUGCAACUCGAACUCCUGUGCUUCCACCAAGCACUCCCGGGGAUGCGGGGGUGGUGUCCGCGCCCCGGCCCCAGCCCGCACCCCGAAGUGGCUCCAAGGCCGCAGGAUGACCAGUGUCCCAGUGAAGGAACGGGUGAAGGUGUCUCAGAACUGGAGACUGGGGCGCUGCCGAGAGGCGAUUCUGCUGAAGUGGAGAUGCAGUCAGAUGCCCUGGAUGCAGCUAGAGGAUGAUUCUCUGUACAUAUCCCAGGCUAAUUUCAUCCUGGCCUACCAGUUCCGUCCAGAUGGUGCCAGCUUGAACCGUCGGCCUCUAGGAGUCUUUGCUGGGCAUGAUGAGGACGUUUGCCACUUUGUGCUGGCCAACUCGCAUAUUAUCAGUGCAGGAGGAGAUGGGAAGAUUGGCGUUCAUAAGAUUCACAGCACCUUCACUGUCAAGUACUCGGCUCAUGAACAGGAGGUGAACUGUGUGGAUUGCAAAGGAGGCAUCAUUGUGAGUGGCUCCAGGGACAGGACGGCCAAGGUGUGGCCUUUGGCCUCAGGCCGGCUGGGGCAGUGCUUACACACCAUCCAGACUGAAGACCGAGUCUGGUCCAUUGCUAUCAGCCCAUUACUCAGCUCUUUUGUGACAGGGACGGCUUGUUGCGGGCACUUCUCACCCCUGAGAAUCUGGGACCUCAACAGUGGGCAGCUGAUGACACACUUGGGCAGUGACUUUCCCCCAGGGGCUGGGGUGCUGGAUGUCAUGUAUGAGUCCCCUUUCACACUGCUGUCCUGUGGCUAUGACACCUAUGUUCGCUACUGGGACCUCCGCACCAGUGUCCGGAAAUGUGUCAUGGAGUGGGAGGAGCCCCAUGACAGCACCCUGUACUGCCUGCAGACAGAUGGCAACCACCUGCUGGCCACAGGUUCCUCCUACUACGGUGUUGUACGGCUGUGGGACCGGCGCCAAAGGGCUUGCCUGCAUGCCUUCCCGCUGACGUCGACCCCCCUCAGCAGCCCUGUGUACUGCCUGCGUCUCACCACCAAGCAUCUCUAUGCUGCGCUGUCUUACAACCUCCAUGUCCUGGAUUUUCAAAACCCAUGACCGUCAGGGCCACCCCUGCCUCUGGGCCAGGGAAACCAGCUACUCAGGGACCUCUCUUGCCUGGAGGGUGCAGUGAUAGCUCCUCCCCAGUGCCCCACUGUGCUCCUGGGCCUGUGACCCCAGUGCUCAGGCACCUUGCACUAGAGGCUUCUGACUUCUGGGGCUUUGGGGCUUACCAGAGAUGCAGUCCCUCCCGGGAACCUGUUGGAGAGGCAGGACCUGCUGCUUUGGAAGAGUGUGGCUGAACCGGGGCCUUGCGUCCCUGUUUGGCCAGAGCAAGGAUCUGGCCUGGAGAGGCCCAUCCUAUACCCCUUAUUAGAGCCAUGAUAGCCUACAGAGUGAGGUGAGGUGCUCCCACCUUCCCAGAUGGUUCCUUUCUGCCCCUUCCUGGAAGGAAAGGUAAGGCUGCCAAUAGCCCACUGGCACCAGCCAGACCUCACCCUUGACCAACCUCUCGGGGCCGGGGGUUCCUUCCUGGGGCACUGUGACCUGGUUUUGCUUUGAAACCAAUAAAGAGCAGAGGGAACCCAGCAGUUCUGAGUUCUGAGCCAGCCCUACCUCAGGCUGGCUGUUGAGACAAGCUACAAUUUUCAUUUUUGUAAAAAUAAAGCUUGAUUGUUCACAGA